Molecule: messenger RNA, 2443 nt
Organism: Coccinella septempunctata (seven-spotted ladybird)
Lineage: Eukaryota; Metazoa; Arthropoda; Insecta; Coleoptera; Coccinellidae
Product: single-stranded DNA-binding protein 3-like
Exons: 2
Coding region: 229-1539 (436 amino acids)
Biological process (GO): positive regulation of transcription by RNA polymerase II
Cellular component (GO): nucleus
Molecular function (GO): single-stranded DNA binding; protein binding
Source: RefSeq, a predicted model, not a curated record
UGUUUAUGUUUUAUUUAUAAUGGAGGACGAAGUAGUAAGUUUUUCUCGUUGAAUUGCAGUUCGAGUACAGCAAUCGCUAAACGGUGAUUUUCAAACGAAAUAUUCAUCUUUUAGACAUACUAACCACCUCAUUGAGUAAGGAAGUAAAGGAAAGAAGACAAAUUAUUGCUUUCAAUAUUGGCCGCUGUAUAUUGAUUGAGUAUGUGUUGUUAGGGAUGUAGGAAGGCUAUGCUAUUUUUUGAUAUGUACGCCAAAGGAAAGGGAUCAACUGUGCCGUCAGAUGCUCAAGCUAGAGAAAAGUUGGCUUUAUAUGUAUAUGAAUAUCUACUCCAUGUUGGUGCACAGAAGGCAGCACAGACAUUUCUAUCAGAAAUAAGGUGGGAGAAAAAUAUAACUCUUGGUGAACCUCCUGGUUUUUUACACUCAUGGUGGUGUGUUUUUUGGGAUCUAUAUUGUGCAGCUCCUGAGAGAAGAGACACAUGUGAACAUUCAUCGGAAGCAAAGGCUUUCCAUGACUAUGGGUUUGUCAAUUCUGGGUUUGGAGUUAAUGGAAUGGCUCACAAUGCUGGCCCAGCACCUAGUCCUUUAGGGCAGAUGCCUCCUAGUGAUGGAAUGCCAGGAGGACCUUUACCACCUGGUUUUUUCCCCAAUGCUGGCAUGCGUCCAUCUCCACCAACACAUCCAGCAGGUCAACCAUCGCCCCAUUCCCAGCCCCCCACUCCUCAUUCACAAUUAAUGGGAUCACAACCAUUUAUGGGGCCUAGAUAUCCCGGAGGCCCUCGGCCAGGCGUCAGAAUGCCUAUGGGAAGUGAUUUCAACGGUCCAGGAGGACAGCCAAUGAUGCCAAAUAAUAUGGAUCCAACAAGACAAGGUCCCCCAGGUAUGAACCCCAUGAACAGAAUGAACCCUCCUCGUGGACCCUCAAUGGGCCCUAUGGGUCCUGGGGGUUAUGGACCAGGUAUGAGAGGUCCACCUCCAAACAGUAACAUGGGGGGAGGGCCAAUGCCUCCUAUGUCAAUGACAGGACCUGGAGGCCCACCUCAAUGGCAACCGAACACAUCAACCCCCAUGAAUUAUUCUACAUCAUCACCAGGUAAUUACGGAGGUCCUCCAGGAUCGGCUGGUCCGCCAGGCCCUGGCACUCCAAUUAUGCCCAGUCCUCAAGAUUCUUCAAAUUCCGGCGGUGAAAAUAUGUACACCAUGAUGAAACCAGCAGUGGGCAACAACAUGCCUGGAGAAUUUCCCAUGGGAGGAGGGCCAGAUUCGGGUCCCAUGGGACCAAUGGGCCCCAAUUCAAUGGGUCCAGUAAUGAACAGUGAUGGAAUGGAAGGCAUGAAGAAUUCACCUGCAAAUGGACCUGGCACACCAAGAGAAGAUGGAGGAGGAGGGAUGGGGGACUAUAACUUAGGAGGAUUUGGUGGUCCUGGUGAAAACGAUCAUAGAGAAUCGGCUGCUAUUUUAAAAAUUAAAGAAAGUAUGCAAGAGGAGGCUAAAAGGUUUGAGAAAGACUCUGAUCAUCCUGAGUACUUCAUGCAAUAAUUCUCCAUGACUGGUAUAUUCCUUUGUCCUUUUAUUUCUUUGUUGCUCAGUUAUCAUCAAAAUUACUGAUUGCACUCUGAAUUCGUGUAUACAAAAUCCUUUUUCUGUUUUUGUACUUAAAUCGUCAUUUAUUGUUUUUAAGAUGACAAGAUUUUAAAAUGAUUCAUUUCUAUCCUUCAAAAUAGUGGACUAUUUUAUUAUGUGUUUUUAAAAUAUUCAAAUCUUUUAAAUGAAAGUACCACAAAAGUACUUUUCCAAGAGUUUACACAUGUUGAUAAUACCUAAUAACAGUAUAAAUUAGAUGGCCUAUCUGUUGUUCAUGGUGUUUUUUAUUGAACUGAUUGAAUUGAAAAAAUAUCCCGGGUGCAUUUGUAACUCCAUUUCCGUAAUGUCUUUGUAAUGUUAAACUUACAUGUGUCUUCGGUAGGGCAGGUUAUAACUGGUGUAGGGUUAUAACUGUUGAGUAGUUUCAUUAUCCUGGUAGACUCUAUUUUCUAAUCUGCCCUAUCCUUGUGUAAUUCAUUUCUCUGAGUGUACAUGCAAUAGAUACCUAAGUAUAAAAGGAAUCAGUUUUAUUCCUUAUACCUUUGUCUUAUUUAUUUUAGGUUGAUCUGUUGAAGUGUAAAAAUAUGAAAUAUUUAUAAAGUUUUUUCACUCAAAACUAAAAAUCCAUUGAUUUGAAAUCAAGUAAAGUAGACUCACAUCACAUUUCUUUCUUGAGAUUUUACAGUUUUUCAACUGAAUAAAGAAGUUUCAUAAUCAAUAUUCUGUUUAUUUAUGGACUGCUGCUAUUUGAAUAUUUCACACUUUGAAUCUGGAAAUAUUGAAAUUGAAUAGAAGUGCGCAAUUCUUGAUUAAAAUGUAUAAAGUGUAAUGGGCUGAAUUAUAUAAUUCCCUCUCAAAA